AUGGUGAUGCAGAUUAAUGAGGCGGGCGUGACGAUACCUGGAAAAACUUACCCGGAAAUAGAAGUGUCGGGUGGAUGGGCUGAUUUUGAAAGAAGGGCGGGAUUUGUCAAACCGAUCACCCAGAAGAACUGCCGACGUGAUAACUUUCGAGUAUUAUACAGCACAAAUGCCACCUCAAUCCCGCUGGUCGACGAGCUGAUGAAGGAAUUCUGCGCCCGGUACACGGCCAACAAAUUUCGGAUGGAAUGCCUGAAAGUUGAGAAUGUCACGCUGAUGCACGAAAAGCUGCGCGCGAGUCUGAUGUCCGAGCUGAAGUUGGAUUGUCUCGUCAAUGGAACCUUCGCCGGAAUCGAGUUCUCCGAAGCGAAUCUCGCCGCCUCGCGUCUGUCCUACAAGCUUUGGCACCCGGAUGAGGAAGGAAUAUCACAGGGCGAGGGCAGCCCGUGGCAUCUCAAGAGCAAAUGGAUAGGCGGAAAUCCGUAUUAUGGAAAGGAAUUCUCGCCGCAAUUCCUCGAGUUCCUUCCGGUCAUCUACGCCUUCCUCAUCUAUCCCACCGUCCUCCACUUGGCGCGGGAGAUUUCCGCGGAAAUCGAUGCCGGCUUGAAGGAUUUCAUGCGCGUGAUGGGCCUGAGUUCUUCGGUUUUCUUCUUGACGCACGGCUUCAUCGCUUGGGUCAAGGCUGCGGUUAUCUUCACGAUUUGCGCCUACCCGAUUAUGACAUCACUAGAGUUCGUCCCCUGGCAUUUGGUGCUUGUCGUCGUCUAUCUCUACUCGUUUGCCGUCAUCGCAUUCUCUCUACUAUGCUCCUCGCUGCUCAAAACGUCGAAUAACGUCUUGAAAUUGGCAAUCGUCGCGUGGGUAGUGUCCGUCGGCGCUACAUUCAUCCGCCGUCCCUCCUUGGACCAAUAUGUCCAUUGCUAUUUCUACUCCCUAAAUCUCAACCAUGCCUUCCGAUUGGCCAUUGAGAUUAUGGCAGAGGCUUGUAAUAGAGAAUACCACCUCGGCUGGCCGCAAAUCUUCGACACGCCGAAGAUAGCGUUCAAUCUGUUCGGGGCGAUGCUGAUGCUUUUGAAUAACACCACGAUCGGAAAUGGUCGCCGAAACCCAGAAUUGGAGGAUCAGAUCGACUUUGUGCGCCAGGAGUCCGGGGCUGAUAUUCGAGUCGACGGACUGCGGAAGAUGUACCACACCGGAAACUGGGCGCUUGAAGGCAUGAAUUUGAGGGCGAAUCGGGGACAGAUCACGGUCCUUCUUGGUCACAACGGCGCCGGCAAGAGUACCACGUUCAGCAUCAUUUGCGGCCUCAUAGAACCGACGCACGGCGAAGUCCACGUGACCGAAAAACCCGUCGGUCUGUGCCCGCAGAAAAAUUCGCUCUUCGACAAGCUAACGGUCCGCGAGACGAUCUGGUUCUUCCACCAGUUGAAGGGCAGCAAUACGGACUACAGACAAGAAACGGAUGAAUACCUGAAGGCCCUGCAUUUCGAGGACAAGGCUGAUGAUCUCGUUCAAAAUCUGUCCGGCGGCACGAAGCGGAAGUUGUGCGUGGCGGUGGCGAUUUGCGGAGAAUCACAGGCCGUUCUCCUCGACGAGCCGACAGCUGGAAUGGAUCCUGGAGCGAGGAGGGACGUCGAGAAUCUGUUGCAACACAUCAAGCCCCAUCGAACGAUCCUCCUGACGACCCACUACAUGGAUGAAGCCGAGAGAUUAGGAGAUUGGAUUUACAUCAUGCAAGCCGGGAAGGACAUCAUAAAUGGAUCGCCGGGAUACCUGAAAAAGCAAUAUGGAACCGGCUUCGUGUUGACGCUCGUCUCGGCAGCCGUUGUCGGAGGGAAAGCUGCCGAUACUGCCACGCCGGUCACGCCUGAAGAUGUGAUGGCCCUUGGAGACCGUGUGGUGACGGUUUGUGCGAAUGUCAUCGGAACAUCCGCCUCGACCUUCGCGAGAGGAAAACCGAGAGGAAGACAAAUUGAAAUCACGAUCCCUACCGAAUAUAAAGAGCUCUUCCCCGAGAUGUUUAAAUGGGUUGAGAGGGAAAUCAACGUGGUGCGCCCGAAUCAGGCAGUGCUGCUGAGUUUUGGAGUGUCACUGAACACGCUGGAGCAAAUUUUCUUGAAGGUCGGUGAACUCGGAGAGAAAGACGCGGCCAAGCAGCAGCCGGCCAUUGAGGGCCCAAAUGUUACGGAAAACUGGGUUUUCCUGCCAAUCCUCCUGGUGCUGCUGGCCUGGGCGGUGGGCAACAGAUUCGCCGAUGGGCCGGGAAAAGAGUUCAACCUCGCGAAAGACCUCGAUUUGACGGCCGUCUCGCCCAUCAAAUGCACGAUGCAAGCGGAUCCGAAUCGAACACGACACGAAAUUGACGUCUAUCAGAAUUACCUGAAAACGCAUUGCGCUCAAUUUCUAUGGAUAGACGCGAAGACCUCGUUUGACCAGCGGAUAUUUGAUGAACCAAAAUACCUGCCAGCCCUUGGCGUCGGUGUUCGUCUACUGGCCGACGGGACGAGGGCCAUUUUCAACGCUCAUGGAUAUCACACGGCCCCGGCUGCCAUGCAUCUUGUGGCGAAUGCUAGGCUACGGCACUUUACUGGCAAACCCUCAGCCUCGAUCCACUCUUCCAUCCAAGUCUAUGCCCCGCUGAAAGAUGCACGUCAACAUCAAGCCGAUGCCGCGGCCGAGGAUCAAGUGAAAAACUUCCUGCUGAUCCCGGUGUUGAUCCUGGCCUUUUCGCUGGUCUCCUCCACCUUUGUCAUGUUCCACGUCGAGGAGCGAGCCUCGCAUUUUAAACAUCAGCAACUCCUGACAAAACUCCACCCGUCGCUCUUCUGGGCCUCCUCCAUCCUCUACGAUGCCGUCAUCUUUUUCACCGUCUGCUUGGUGUCGAUCGGAAUUUUCUGGGCGGCCGGCUGGAUGCAGGGAGCACUACAGUAUGUGUUCCUGCUGUGGUCGCUGUAUUUCUGGGCUUGCUGCCCGUUCAUCUACUCGGUCUCGUAUCUCUUCGAGAGCCCCUCAAAGGCUAGCACUCUGCUCAUUCUUUGGCAGCUGAUCACCUCGAUUUUUGCCCUGAUCGUCGAGGCGAUACAGUUCGCCAUGGCACCCGAGAGUUCCGACUGGACCGGCACGUUCCUUGUAUUCCUUCUGCCGCCAUACGCGAUGGGUAAUGGAAUGAAGGCAAUAGCCAUGUGGAAGGUGUUCCGCGAACUCCCGCCAGAUUUUGCCAGCUUUGGGUCGGGCUGUGACCGGACUGAUCUGUGGGCCUGGUGUAUGCUGGGCCGCCCGGCCGCGAUGAUGUUCUUCUUCGGGCUGGCGAGUUGGGUGCUGUUCGUGUGCCUCUCCUCUCGUCAUAUCAGCCGUGGAUUCUCCACCCUUUGGGGCCAUAUCCCAUUCAAGAAUGCCCCUCCAAGAAUGGAUGGAGAAAGAGAUGUAGAUGUGGAGAAUGAGGAGAGAUAUGUCGCCGAGCCGCUCAUUUCCAGGCCUCAGCUUGUCGUGCGAAAACUGAAGAAAGUAUACGGAUGGAACUUUUCGAAGCCGGCGGUCAACGAAUUGACAUUUGCUGUCGAUAAGGGGCAAUGCUUCGGAUUGUUGGGAGUGAACGGAGCCGGAAAAACGACGACCAUCGACAUCAUCACCGGGUUGAGGUAUGCGACAAGCGGAAGUAUCGAAAUUCUCGGAGAGGAUGGACCGACUGCGGUGCCGAUCGGCUACUGUCCACAGUUUGAUGCCGUACUCCUCGAUUUGACCGGAAGAGAGACGCUCGAGCUGAUGGCCUGUUUCCAUGGAUAUAAGGAGCCGGAGAAGAUUGCGACUGAGGCUCUGAGCGCCGUGGGAAUGCUCGGCCAUGGCGACAAACAACUUCGCUACUGUUCUGGCGGGCAGCGGAGGAAGAUUUCAUUUUGGAUGAACCGACAGCUGGCAUCGAUCCUAAGGCUCGACGCGACAUCUGGAAAUAUC
This is a messenger RNA of Mesorhabditis spiculigera, 3948 nucleotides long. NCBI's taxonomy places the organism in Eukaryota, Metazoa, Nematoda, Chromadorea, Rhabditida, Rhabditidae. The record is from the annotation of a GenBank genome assembly.